Molecule: messenger RNA, 964 nt
Organism: Carassius carassius (crucian carp)
Lineage: Eukaryota; Metazoa; Chordata; Actinopteri; Cypriniformes; Cyprinidae
Product: GTPase IMAP family member 7-like
Exons: 2
Coding region: 61-831 (256 amino acids)
Molecular function (GO): GTP binding
Source: RefSeq, a predicted model, not a curated record
CUGAUCUUCUGAAAUCCUUGAAGGAGCAACUUAACCAGCAGAAUCAUUAACGGCACUACAAUGAGUCAGGACAUAUGCAUAGUUUUGGUCGGCAAAACAGGAGCUGGAAAGAGUGCUUCAGGAAAUACCAUUCUUGGAGAAAGGAUAUUUGUGUCAGAAGCAAGAACUGCAUUAGUCACUAAAAAGAGUUCAUUUGAAUCGCGGAUGAUAAACAGAAAGCAGAUUUGUGUCGUGGACACUCCUGGUCUAUAUGACACAAGUCUGUCCAGUGAAGAAGUCUUGAAUGAGAUUGUGAAUGGCAUCAGACUUGCAGCUCCAGGUCCUCAUGUCUUUCUUCUUGUAAUUGCCAUUGGGCGCUUCACUAAAGAAGACAGACAAAUCGCUGGAUUGAUUCACACAACCUUUGGCCAAGAAGUGCUCAGACACAUGAUGGUUUUGUUCACCAGGGCAGAUGAUCUUGAACACAGGACAGUUGAAGAUUACAUAGCGGAGGCACCAGAACUAAAAAAAGUGAUAGAUUCAUGCAAAGGAAAAUAUCAUAUAUUCAACAAUAGAGAGAAGUCUGACCGUACCCAAGUUGAUGAGCUCAUGAGGAAGAUUGAAGCCAUGAUAAAACAGAAUCAUAACAGCUACUACAGCCACCACAUGUUUACAAAGUCAGAUGAACUCAACAGAGCUAGGAGAUCCAAAAAGGAAAAGGAUGCUGACCUGAAGUCAGAAGUCAAAAGUCAGAAGUCAGAAAAAGCUUUAGUGCAGAAGAAACGGACAAAAAGAAAUAAAAUAACAGCAUUUCGUGAAGGAAUGAAUAAGUCAUCUUGCAGCAUACUAUAGUAUACUUGAGUAUAUGAUGUCAGCAUCUCAUAAAAUGUAUAAACGGGGCAUUACAAAAUACACAAAUCAGAAGAGAAACAUUCAAUUGUGUUAAAUCCCAACAAUUCAUGUUUUUAUUAAUCUUUUUGAUUAA